UAAAGAUUAUUCCUUGAUUCUAAAACCCUUUCUUUCUUCCCCUUUUCCCAAUUCCCUCUUCUCAAAAGAUCUACAAAUUUUCAUCACUCACUGUAAAAAAACCUCAGCCGCCUCUUUCAUUUCGCCAUUGAUAGAUCUUCAAGCUCCAUUAAUGGCGUCUUCAAUGGCACAACUCCGUUACUCUCCUUUAUCAUCAUCAUCAUCAUCAUCUCGUCAAUUUUCUCUCUCCUCCAUUAAUCGGAUUAAUUCAAUCUCAUUCCCUCUGAAUCAAUCUUUGAAUCUCCAAUCAAAAUCCGCCACGUCAGAUCAUCUCCUUCACCUUUGCUUCUCCUCCAACAAUGGCGGAAAUGGCGGCGCAGGAUCCAUCGGCGGAAGUGGCGGUGGUGGUGGUGGUGGUUGGAGUGGUGGAGAUUCAUCGGAAAAUAGCGACGAAAAUUCAUCCAUUUGGGAGAAAUUAGGGUUAAUUGGGGUAUUUAUCAAAGGAUGGAAAUCUAGGGUUUCCGCUGAUCCUCAAUUUCCAUUCAAAGUUUUAAUGGAAGAACUUGUUGGUGUGAGUUCUUGCGUAAUUGGUGAUAUGGCAUCUAGACCUAAUUUUGGUUUGAAUGAACUUGAUUUUGUUUUCUCCACAUUAGUCGUGGGUUCGAUUCUUAACUUUGUGUUAAUGUAUCUUUUAGCUCCUACUGCAGCUUCUUCAGCUUCUUCACUUCCUUCAAUUUUCGCCGGGUGCCCGAAUAGUCACAUGUUUGAGCCCGGAUCAUUUGGGCUUAUGGCCCGUUGUGGUACAUUUGUGUAUAAGGGGGCCCUUUUUGCUGCUGUGGGCUUUGCUGCUGGGCUUGUUGGUACAGCUAUAUCAAAUGGGCUGAUCAUGGUGAGGAAGAAGAUGGACCCGGGUUUCGAAACCCCGAAUAAGCCGCCUCCUCCAGUUUUGAAUGCAGUAACUUGGGCACUUCAUAUGGGAUUGAGUAGUAAUUUUAGGUACCAGACAUUGAAUGGUGCUGAGUAUUUCUUAGAGAGGGCGAUUUCGCCUGUUAUGUUUAAGUCAUCUGUGGUUGUAUUGAGGUGCUUGAACAAUGUACUUGGUGGGAUGUCGUUUGUUGUUUUGGCUCGAUUAACCGGGUCUCAGAGCGUUAAACCACCGGAGGUGUCUGAGGUCGUUGGUGUAUUGGAUGAUGGGUCGUUGCAGGCCGAGGAGAAGGAGAAGGAGAAGGAGAAGUUGGUGGCGAAUUAGUCGACUUAUAUGGUGGUAAUUUGAUUGCUAAUCACACACACUAUAUUAGCAAUUUAACACAGUUGGGUGUGGAAAUGAGGGAGUCAAUGACAUUAUUGUUAGUGACUUUGUGUAUGUGUUUGUGUUUGUCUAUGACAUUUUUAUUUUUUUUGCUUUGUUUUGUGUUGGGAGUACUUGUUAGUAGAAUGAACUUGGGGUUUUGGUUAGCUUUAUGGUAGAUCUUCUGUUAGAAGAAACAAUAAACAAUAAUGUAGUAGUCUAUAGUCUCUAGUAUAAAUUAACUGAGCUUGGUUUUAUGUCGUGGAGGAUUUUACUAUCUGAGCAAUAAUGUAUUAUUGAUAACAAUUUUAGUUCA
Molecule: messenger RNA, 1583 nt
Organism: Beta vulgaris subsp. vulgaris (sugar beet)
Lineage: Eukaryota; Viridiplantae; Streptophyta; Magnoliopsida; Caryophyllales; Amaranthaceae
Exons: 1
Coding region: 152-1228 (358 amino acids)
Source: RefSeq, a predicted model, not a curated record